CCUCUUCUGAAUCAUAGUACUCUAUGUACCCAAAUACUGAGCACAUUUUAUUGUCAACGAUGCCAAGUUCAGAUCUCUUUCUAGCAAAGGAGAACCCCGAUGAAGAUGUCAGCAUAAAACGCGCUCUCCAGUUUCAAAAUCAUCACUUCCAUGAAAGCGUCCCGAACUGUGCCAAGUCUACGGUGAUUUCUGACUUAGUCGUGUUAGAAUCGUCGACGAGACUGGAGAAUCCAAUUUCAGAUCUAAAUCAGAGCUGGUUUGCCCGAAGAAACAGUUCCCAGUCUCAUUCUACGGCCCAAAUAGAGAAGAAGAAAGAAGGACGGGGAGGUUAUGAAGCAGAAGAUCCCUUAUUAUCAAAAGAUAAUUGUAAGCUAAAGGUAGAAGAGCAAGAGGAAGAAAAUGAUGAAGAAGAAGAACGAGAAGAUGGGUUCAGAACUCCAACUUCUUUGGAUCGCAGAAUCCCAGAGGUCAAACAAUGCCCACCUGCACCCAGAAAACCCAAGCUAUCGCUAAAAAGAAAAGCAACUCACACGCGCAGUAGUACUCCACUUCAUCUUUCAUCAAAAGAGGUCCAACUAUUAUUCCCAGUUCAACAUAACCCACUUUCCGAUCCCCACAGAAGCACUAAGAAAGUUCGAAGAAAUGACUCCUAGUGAUCUCGUUGGCUCAAAAACUACCAUGUUCCAUAGUUUCCAUGUGUGUGCUAAUAAGGUGCAAGUGCAAAAUUUUGCUUUUUAGCGUUCUUUUUUUUUUUUUUACCCUUUUUAUCUGUCAUUAUUGUAGUUUGAAGGUUGGACCUUUCUAUGUAACUCUCCUGGACUUCUGGUGUUUAAAUCAUGAGACGUACGCUUGGUGAUUGGCACGUGUGUGAUGAGAGUUGCAUUGAAAUUCAUAUAACUAUCAUGGGGUGGUCAGGAGUUUAAUUUGAAUUCCCAAACUGAAGGUGGGUUGAACAUGAUUAUAGCAAAUCUUCACUUACCGCUUAUUCCAACCAUGACGACGCCUGAUGUACAUGUUAUGGUGGUGGGUUAUUAGAAAUAACUUUUUACUUUGUGAUGUAAGAGAACUUGAUCUCCAGAGAGUUUUGAUUACCUUGAUUGUUUUAUCGUGUUGGGUUACUAAUUGGUGUUUUGAUAGGAAUGAUGAUGCAAAGUCGAAGAAUAGCAAAAGAUAAAAUGUAGCGUAGUGUAGAGAGAGAGAGAGAGAGAGAGAGAGAGGCUAUUGUCUGUGUGAUUGUAAUAAUUUCAAGUUUUGAUUAUUAUCAGCUUCUUUUGUUCUUA
This is a messenger RNA of Neltuma alba, 1280 nucleotides long. RefSeq lists its product as uncharacterized. The record is from RefSeq and is a predicted model, not a curated record. NCBI's taxonomy places the organism in Eukaryota, Viridiplantae, Streptophyta, Magnoliopsida, Fabales, Fabaceae. Gene Ontology annotation, cellular component: nucleus. Gene Ontology annotation, biological process: regulation of DNA endoreduplication. The coding region runs from base 24 to 653 and encodes 209 amino acids. The transcript has a single exon.